Morone saxatilis (striped sea-bass) is the source of this 8701-nucleotide messenger RNA. RefSeq names its product APC regulator of WNT signaling pathway 2 (gene apc2). The transcript has 13 exons. Lineage: Eukaryota; Metazoa; Chordata; Actinopteri; Moronidae. Gene Ontology annotation, molecular function: beta-catenin binding; gamma-catenin binding; microtubule binding. Gene Ontology annotation, biological process: Wnt signaling pathway; regulation of cell differentiation; negative regulation of canonical Wnt signaling pathway. The record is from RefSeq and is a predicted model, not a curated record. The coding region runs from base 16 to 7605 and encodes 2529 amino acids. Gene Ontology annotation, cellular component: catenin complex; beta-catenin destruction complex; cytoplasmic microtubule.
CUGCAGACUGUAAAGAUGGCCAACGCCGUGGCUUCCUACGACCAGCUGGCCCACCAGGUGGAGGCGCUCCGCAAGGAGAACACCCACCUGAGGAGGGAGCUGGAGGACAACUCCAACCACCUGUCCAAACUGGAGACCGAGACCUUCGGCAUGAAGGAGGUGCUGAAACAGCUGCAGAGUAAACUGGAGCAGGAGGCGGGAACCCUGGCCUCGUCCGGGAGGAGCGACGUGCUGCACCAACUCAAAGAGCUCCACAUGGACCUCACCAACUACUACGAACUCAAACACCAACCUCACAACCUGAGGCUUUUGACGGACAGCCUGGGAGGGGCGGGGCUAACAGGUGUUGGAGGGGUGGAGCUAGAUGAUCGCCUGGCUCUUCCUCCUUCCUCCUGCUCCUCCUCCUCUGUGGCGGCGAGCAGAGCCAGGAGUCCGCUCAGAGCGUCGUCUCGUCUGAGUGCGGCGUCCGGAGAGGCUGCUGCCAUGAUGCUGCCGCAUCACUUCCUGGACGGAGCCCCGCCCAAAACAGCUGUGAUUAGUGGAGCGGAUGGACGACUGAGCGACCACCACCUGGAGGAGCUGUACAAAGAGAGGAACAUGCUGCUGGGUGAGAUCGACCGGGAGGAGAGGGAGCGCUGCUGGUACUUCAGCCAGCUGGAGGCGCUGUCACAGAGACUGGCUCAACUGCCUCGCAUCGACACGUUUUCUCUGCAGAUGGAUCUGAUCCGUCAGCAGCUGGAGUUUGAAGCCCAGCAGGUUCAGUCUGUGAUGGAGGAACGCUUCGGUACCAACGACGAGAUGGUUCAGAGGACUCAGAUGCGAGUUGCUCGUCUGGAGCAGCUGCAGAAGGAGCUGCAGGAGGCCCGAGGGAGUCAGGAGAACCAGCUACAGCUGUCCGGAGCAGAGAAGCCCCCUGCUGGAGAACCAGAGAACAACCCGUCAUCAGCCGCAGCAGCAGGAUCAGAAGCUACUGCAGACGUAGGCAGCAAGGUGGAGAUGGUGUUCUGGCUGCUCUCCAUGCUCGCUAACAGAGAUAAGGAGGAGAUGUCUCGGACUCUUCUGGCUCUGUCCAGCUCUCAGGACAGCUGCAUCGCCAUGAGGAAGUCUGGCUGCGUCCCUCUGCUGGUUCAGAUUCUGCAUGAGGGUCCAGGCAGCGGCAAUGGGCCUGGCGAGACCACAGCGAACGGUACGACAGCGGCGGGCUGCAGCCGAGAGGCCAAAUCCAGAGCCGCCGCAGCCCUCCACAACAUCAUCUACUCCCAGCAGGACGAGGGCCAGGCCCGCCGAGAGAUGAGGGUGCUGCACAUGCUGGAACAGGUCCGGACCUACUGUGACAGCGGCUGGGACUGGAUCGAGAGCCACGCAGGGACACCUUCGCCUGCAGGAACCAAAACCACUGACAUCCCUGAACCUGUGGACCCUCAGAUCUGUCAGGCCAUGUGUGCCAUCAUGAAGCUUUCCUUUGAAGAGGAGUACCGGCGUGCCAUGAAUGAAUUAGGCGGUCUGCAAGUGGUGGCUGAUCUGAUCCACCUGGAGCAGGACAUGUACGGCAUGCAGAAUGACCCCAUCAACAUGGCGCUGCGCCGCUACGCAGGCAUGGCGGUGACUAACCUCACUUUUGGAGACGUCGUCAACAAGGCCACUCUGUGUUCAAAGAAGAGCUGCCUUCAGGCUCUGGUGGCCCAGCUGGCCUCAGACAGCGAGGAGCUUCAUCAGGUGGUUUCCAGCAUCCUGAGGAAUCUGUCGUGGAGGGCCGACAUCAACAGCAAGAGAGUCCUCAGAGACAUCGGUUGUGUGUCUGCACUGAUGACCUGUGCCCUGCAGGCCACAAAGGAGUCGACCCUGAAGAGUCUUCUGAGCGCUCUGUGGAAUCUGUCUGCUCACAGCAUCGACAACAAGGUGGCGAUCUGUUCAGUGGAUGGAGCUCUGGGCUUCCUGGUCAGCACACUGACGUACCGAUGUCAGACCAACUCGCUUGCCAUCAUCGAGAGCGGCGGAGGGAUCCUUCGAAAUGUGUCGAGUCUAGUCGCUACACGAGAAGAUUACAGGCAAAUCCUCAGGGACCACAACUGCCUCCACACUCUGCUACAGCAUCUGCGGUCCCACAGCCUGACCAUAGUGAGCAACGCCUGCGGGACUCUCUGGAACCUUUCUGCCCGAAGUCCGAAAGACCAGGAGCUGCUGUGGGACCUAGGGGCAGUUAGCAUGCUGCGCAACCUUAUCCACUCCAAGCACAAGAUGAUAGCCAUGGGCAGCGCCGCAGCUUUAAGGAACCUCCUCACCAAUCGACCCCUGAAAUAUAAGGAUGCUGCAGUUGUAUCCCCCGGCUCCUGCAUGCCCUCACUCUACAUGAGGAAACAAAAGGCUCUGGAGGCCGAGCUGGACGCCAAACACCUAGCGGAAACCUUUGAUACACUUGAGAAACAGAGCCCCAAGCACUUGACCCUCAACAAGCCACUACGGCACAUUGAGAGUCUGGCAAAGGAUUACGCAUCUGAUUCUGGUUGUUUUGAUGAUGAUGAGGCCCCCAACGUCUCCAGUAGCCUGGACACUGGGAGCUUCUCGAUGCUGUCUAUGUUCCUUACCAACUCUAAUUUCCUGCAAAACCAACCACGUAAGAGGGACAGUGAACCAGAGAGAGACAUAGAUCCGCCUCAGACGGUCGAGAAGAGACGCGCACCUCCUGACGAUGUAGUAUCUGCCGCUGCAGAGAAGCUAGCAAAAAAGAUCACCAACACGGUUGCCAAGAUCGACAGGUUAGUUGAAGACAUCACCAUGCACACAUCCUCUGAAGACAGUUUUAGCCUCAGCUCGGAAGACCACCUGGCGGACUGGCCUUACGGAUUGGAUGAACUCAAUGAAGCCAGAGCGAAAUCAUGCUCCCCCUGCCGUCUCUCUGAUACAAGCAGCCUGGCUCACAGAGAACGCCUCAGUAGAGCACACGCCCUCUUGCGCCUCAAAACUGCCCAUACAAGUGUAUCAACAGACAGCCUGAACAGUGGAAGCACCAGUGAUGGCUACUGCGGCAGCAAAGACCAAAUGCGACCUCCUCCAAGAGCUCUAAUGAUGCAACAACGACCCAACCAGCUUGAUCUCAAAGUGGCUCAUCAAGAUUACCUUAAUGUAGGACCUUCUGUCCUUAAUGAGACUAACCAGCAAGAUAUUCCUGAGAGAGAUUCUGUGGACAACAAAGACGUGAAAGCUCUAGAGUUCGGCAGCACAGAUGCAGAAAAGAACCAGGAUCAACCUGUGCAAACACCUGUCAGUGUAUCCACAAAAGUCUCCUCUGAUGUCAGCAUGACUUCAAUUAAACUGUCUCCUUCUUAUCAACAGGUCCCACUCAUUCAGAGUGUGGCCAAAUUUGGUGUAGCAAAGACAGCAAUCAAUGUCCAAGCAGCUCAAGCAAUGCGGAGGCAAGCAUGGGUACCUACUGUAAUGACUGGGGGAAGUAUUACAAAGUUUUCUCCAAUGACAUCCACCAGAAGCCCAACCAUUGGGACAAUGGAGACGGUCCAGAAAUACUCUGUGGAAAACACCCCGAUUUGCUUCUCCCGCUGCAGUUCACUUUCCUCUCUCUCCUCUGGCGACGGAGCACUUGAUGGACAAAGUGAAAAUGAGCUGGAGAGUGACUCAUCAUUAGAAAUAAUUGAAGUGGAGGAUGAAGAAAUGGUGAAAAAAGCUGAAGAGGAUGAAACCUUGGAGGACCUGAGUGACAGCCAGCUGCUGAUGACUGACUCAAAAACCUUUCCCAGUAAAGAAACCGAUCCCAUUGAGAUCCCCUGUCCUGCUAAAAGGGAAAAGGUGUUCCUUAGAGCAGCUUCACCAGCCAUACUUGAAGACAGAUCUCCAUCCAGUUCAUCUGAGAAUUACAUACACGAGACACCCCUGGUAAUGAGUCGCUGUAGCUCAGUCAGUUCACUGGGCAGCUUUGAGUCUCCCUCUAUUGCCAGCUCAAUCCAAAGUGACCCGUGCAGUGAGAUGAUUGAUGGAACAAUAAGCCCUAGUGAUCUUCCCGACAGCCCAGGGCAAACCAUGCCUCCUAGUCGAAGUAAAACUCCCUGUUGUGUUGAGUCAAAUGGACCAGAAACACAGACCACAGGAAUAGCAGGCCAGUGGGAAAGCAGCCUGCGGAAGUUCAUGGAGAUUGCAGACUGUAAGGAGAGGUUUAACCUUCCUCCUGACCUGGACACAAUGAUCUACUUCACUGUGGAAAAGCCCACGGAAAAUUUUUCUUGCGCUUCGAGUUUAAGUGCUCUGCCUCUUCAUGAACACUACAUACAGAAAGAUGUGGAGCUGAAACUGACACCCCUACUCCAGCAAAAUGACAAAAAUCUUCCUUUCCCUGAUGAGGAUGAGCAAGGACUUGACCAUGGGGAGAGAUAUAGUGAGGGCAACUCAGAUGAUGACAUAGAAAUCUUAAAGGAAUGCAUCAACUCAGCAAUGCCUUCCAAAUUCAGAAAAGUAAGACCUUCCCUGAUGACCACCAUCCCUCCUCAUAUUCUGAAUUCCCAGGUCCGAAAACCAAUACAUCUCCCAGUGUACAUGAUGCUCCCAAAUGGCAAAACCCAAAUAUGUCCUGGGAGGAGAAUUGUCAUCCCACAAAAGGACUUAAAGUUUGAUGAUUCGUCCUUCACUGAUUCUGCAGAAGGUACACCUGUUAACUUCUCCAGCACAACAUCGCUAAGUGAUGAAACAAUUCAGUAUCCCGUGAAGGAGAGGGGGGCUAAAGACUGCACAGCUAAAGGUAUGAACAAACAGUUGCUCGAUGAUGAGGCAAAGAGGAUUGAAGACUUGAGGAUAUUCUCACACUUCCACAAACCCAACAGGAUGAACUACCCACCUGAGAUACAAAUGAACCGAACAACUAAACAUGUCAUUCCUACUCAGAGGGUGCUGAUGCAAAGCAAAGAGGUAGCCGAUAGAGUGGCAAGCCAAAGAAAUCGUGAUCAGUCUCCUAACCAACAAAAGAGGAGGCAAGGUCAAGGCCCAGUCAGGAAACUGGAACUGCCGGUCAUAAAGCAAAACACAGAAGGUAACCUUAAUGUGGGAUCACAAAAAGGAAACACAAUCUAUCGACAAAUGACACGUUCUUCAGAGGACAGUAACGGAUUCUAUGAUGAUGAAAAUGACAAAGAUGAAGCAAUGAAACAAACAAGUAGAAAACAGAUCAGGGAAGCAAGCAGAAAUACUCUCUCCCGGAGCAUGACAAAUAUUGGCAGGAUUGAUAAUUCCCAAGGAAGGUCCAGAGGGUUUCACAGGAUUAAACAGAAUUUGAUAAAGGAUGAAUCCUUGGCAUGUUACUCACUAAGUUCCUCUCUCAGUUCACUGAGUGAUGCAGAGUUUGAAGAUCAUAAAUCAAAAGCCCAGCAAAUAUGGUAUAAAAACAGACACAACAAAACACUCAAUAUGGCACAACAAACAAAGUCUAUGACCAUUCACAGCCAAUACGAAGAGCCAAGUUCACCAAGCUCUGUCAGCAUGGAUUCAGAGGAUGACCUCCUUCAGAAAUGCAUAACAUCUGCCAUGCCCAAGCAAAGAAGGAAGCUUGCUGCCAGGAAGAAGAAAGCUGAAAAUACUCAAAAACAAAAACAAAAGGCAUCUGAUGGGUGGAACAUGGAUGAGGAAAUGGAUAGUGAUGAUACAGCAUGGGAUAAAGAUUCAGACCUCAAUAGUGUUGAAUGGAGAGCCAUACAAGAAGGUGCUAAUUGUGUUGUCACUGGGCUGCAGGCAUCAAAGUCUCAAGAGCCAUCUUCUGAAGAGACUGAAUCAGUCCUGUCAUUCAUGUCAACAUCCAGCUUUACACCCAAAGAACGGAAGUUUGCUAAAGAAAAAAAGGCAAAUAAACCUCUAGACUUCGCUCAGCGGAAGCCAGUUGCAAACUUACCAGUGGUUUUCAGAGGCAGGACAGUGAUCUAUACGCCGAAAAAAGAGACAGCUCCAUCACAAAGACCUCCUCCCAGAAAAGUACCAACCAAGACAGAUGCUCCAAAGAACCCAAACCUUGCUCAGCAUAGAUCAAAGAGCCUUCACCGAUUAGGCCAGCCCCAGGAAACUGAGUUUUCUUUGCCAAAGAGGAGCUCUACUCCACCUCCAAGGAUACCAAAAAGUUCAUCCUCUGGAUCAUCGCAAAGCUCUACACCAUCCAAACAUUCACAGAAGAAGAUAACGUCCCCGACACAGACAAAUAAAUCCAUCCAGAAAAAGAAUGCCUCCCCAACCAGUCCGCCAGCUAGUAGUCCCCCUGAAAGAAAGGGACGCUCUCCUGUUGUGAAUCAAAAUGAAAAAUCCCCACCACCUAAAACUCAGAAGUCACCUGUCCGAAUCCCUUUUAUGCAAAAUUCAGUCAGGCCCAGACCUCUGUCACCUCUGGUGACAAAUCAAACAUAUGGCAGACAAACCAAUCAGGUCAGUGGGAAAAGGGUGUCGCCCGCCAAUAGACUUGAACUGGUCAGGAUGACUUCUGGCCAUUCAAGUGGUGGUGAGUCUGAUCGCAAUGGAUUCUUGAGACAGUUGACUUUCAUUAAGGAGUCAAAGACUGUGCUAAGACGUGAUGGCACUGCACGCAACAUGCCUGGAUCUCAGAAUGGAUCUCAGAAUGGAUCCCCCCGCAGAGCAGUUCCUGGAGCUUCAGCUGUCUUCCUUUGCUCAUCACGCUGUCAGGAACUUAAGGCAGCUGUGCAAACCCAGAGAAGGGUGCAAGUCAAAGGUCCAGCACAAGCACAGCAAGUCCAGAGGCCAGACCGUGGCCUUCAGAAGCAGACAAAAACCCUCUCUCGAGCUACUUCAAGUGAAAGGGACCUAUCUGCAAGACGCCCAGGCAGGAGAACAAGUUCUGAAAGCCCCUGCAGAGUGGCUCAGCAAAAUGGGCCUGGCAGAGUGUCUGGAGCCAGGCAGCAACAAGACAAAGAUAAUUUUAAACGUCACGCCUCAUCACCAAGCAUAAACAUACUGAGCAGAGUGACCAGCCGUUCUUCCCUCCGCUCCUCAUCAUCUGAUUCAAGUGGAAGAGCAAAGAGCGAGGAUGAUACAAAGAAGAAAGGGCAGAGAUCUGCAUCUCGGCUAAAUGACAGAGUCACCUGGAGGAGGAUCAGGGAUGAAGAUGUACCUCAGAUCUUGAAAAGCACUCUGCCAGCCAAUGCAUUACCUCUGGUGCCUUCUCCUGACGGGGAAAAGCCAAAGCCAGCUCUUCCAGGAAAACUGCCAACCAUUCUCCUUGCAUCUCGCAAGACAAGUGACGCAACUGUCCAGACAGAAGAUUUUUCAAACAAGAUCAACUCGAGCACCUCUCCGACGGUUGAAACUGCCUCUGUGAUGUCAGAGGAAGUGGCCAGACUAGCGCUAUUCAGAAAGAUUAGUGCCACCUCUGGGAGUAACCUCCAGGAUGGAGAUUCAGAUGGCUCCCUGAGGAGCCACAGCACCGUCUCUACAGGAACAUCAGACAGCCACGUGGGUGGAGCUGUCCAUUUCCGCCAAGGAUCCCCCAGCAAAGCCGCACGAAUUACUCCAUUUAAUUACACCCCAAGUCCCAUGGCCUGCUGCCUACAAGACACACAGAGCCAAACAGCCACAGUCAAUGAGAAGUCAGUGGGAAAAAGUGAGUUGUAGGACAUUUAGUGGACAACAUGGAUGACUCUACUGUGUUCCUUUAUGAAACUCAGCACUCAGGUGGACAAGGAGUGUGCUGGUCCCUAUACCUCGGGUACUGACCCUUUACUUUCUCCAUUCACUGCAUUCAAGUUUUUCUCUGAACAAUUUAUCACAGCUUCCAUCUACCAUUCAUAAAGGGUUGGAUGUAUGCAUUGAGACCGGUCUGACAUGAACAGGCCAUCAAUAACUUUUAGAGAUGCACUUCAGAGAAAAAAUAUCUCACACGAAACGAAGUGCAUCUUUUUGUACUUUUUUUGUAUUUGUAGAAUAAUCAUUGCCUGGUAGAAAUGUAGUGAAAACAUAAAGCAAAAGACAAUGAACUUGAGCACAUAAAUCACCAUCGGUCUCCUAGACAGAAUCGAUAAAAGAACAAUAUUAUGCAAACUUUUGAAGGAUAACUCGCUGGACUUUUACCUGAAAAGGUGAAAACUAUGGCGGACUGUUGACUCACAAAGGACAUAAUUCUUUUUUCUUCUCUUUUUUUACAUACAUACAUCCAGUACAUCAACAAUUUGGGUCUUUGACUCACAACUCAACUGUACAUGAUACACUGUUAGCCUUUCUGGUUACAUAUAUGGAGCUCAGUGGGGUUGGGGGGUACAUUUUUGAUCAAACAUUUCUUCAAAUUAAUAGUAAAAUCACCAUAUUGCAUUUGUAUAGGGGAUAUGCCAUAGUUUGUGAUGAUAAUAGAGUGCCCUCUUUUCGACCACAAGGCAAACUUCUUAAAACUGUAUUCAAACAGCUCAUUGCACUUCGAAACUCAUCUAUGUUCAAAUACAUUUUCGCACUAUUAUGGGGUUGCUAUCUGUAUAAAUGGUAGGGCAGAUUUACAAUAUAUAAUCUCUCUGCUCGAUGUCAUCAUAUUGCCCAAAUUAAGUCAAAUCUGAGGGUAUGAUUCAUCACAAAUUUGCACCCGGACACCUACUGGACUCCAUCACUGCUGCAGAAAAUAUUAUAGCAAAUACCGUCAUUUUCCAAACUAUCAGCUGAUUUGGAGUAACACUCUCUCCUUCACACUCUCCUGUACUCUAUCUUAAUCAGUAUUGUAAAUAAC